GGGUAGACCUUCCGCGGAACUGGUUCCCCACUCCUGUGACGUGCCCUUUCUUCAACUUCACAAAUUUCUCCCGUCGCGCAACACGUGCCGUGCGACUUCUCUGUGAUCUACUCAGGACCCACAGUUACUUGCCAAAGCAUCUUUACUGACGGUCGUGAGUAAGGAUUUCCAGUGAGCCGGGAGUAAUAAAAUUUAGUAUAAAGAGAAAACAUAAGGAUGGGUUGUCACCUGGCCUGGGUGGAUCAGAAACUGAGCUACGCGGCGGGACUCCUGGGAGUGGCCAUCAGCAAGAGACCUGGGUAUUUCUUCCUCAUCCCCGUCCUCGUCUGCUGUGUCUUCAUGACAGGAAUCCAGCGGCUGGAGAGUCAGUACGAAGAUGACCCUGAGUACCUGUUUUCGCCCACCGAUGGUCGCUCGAAAGUGGACCGGGCUGUCAUCGAGUCCUACUUCCCAAUGAACUUCAGUCAGUACCGUUUCGAUCGACACACACAGAAGGGCCGCAUGGCCCGGGUGCUCAUAUUCCCCAAGGACAAUGGUACCAUGCUCAGAACGAAGUAUUUUAAAGAAGUCCUCUUCGUCGAUCAGAUGGUGCGAAAUGUAUCGUUCAUCUAUGAAGAUAAGGAGCUUCGGUUCGCGGACGUGUGUGCAACGUGGGACGGUGAGUGUGUGGGACCCGGGAAGGAGUUGAGUUUGAUGGACAUCAUGCCGGAUUUCGAGACGGGGAAAGAGAAUCUUACCUCCCCCAUCUUCAUUCACCCAGUCACCUUUGACACCUUGGUGGUACCCUAUAUAUUCGGCGGGAUCCAGACCAAUGGGGAAGGAGUCGUGACAAAGACAGCUGGGGUCUCCCUCCUCUAUUGGCUUCGCGCUGGGAAUCAAUAUGAAGAUAAGAGAGGGUUCCUGUGGGAGAAGGCAGUGGUGGAUGCCCUGGCGAAGCUGAACGAAGGAGGGCUGGAAUUUGACGACAUCUACUACUUCACGUCGCGGACAACAGAAGAGGAGCUGGAGGCGAACACCAACUCCGUCAUGCCCUACUUUAUCUUCGCCGUCUUCGUCAUGGUCCUCUUUUCUUGCAUCACGUGCAUGACAGCGGACUGGGUUCGGUCAAAGGCCAUUCUCGGCCUCCUGGGCGUCGUCUCUUCCACCCUUGCCACUUUGGGCGCCUUUGGCCUUGUUCUCUACCUCGGCGUUCCCUUCAUCGGCAUUAACAUGGCCGCUCCCUUCCUUCUCCUGGGGAUCGGGAUGGACGACACGUUUGUGAUGUUAGCAGCGUGGCGACGGACGAGGAUGGACUUACCCGUGAGCGAUCGGAUGAGGGAGAGCUUCAGUGAGGCCGCCGUGAGCAUCACCAUCACCUCCCUCACCAACAUCAUCUCAUUCUUUGUCGGCGUUAUUACCAACAUCCCAUGCGUCCGUAUCUUCUGCAUUUACACCGGUACUGCGGUGUUGGCGCUGUACAUCACUCAUCUGACAUUCUUUGGUUCCUGCAUAGCCAUGUUCGGCUAUCAAGAGGCCAAUAAUUUGCACUCCAUCACCUUCCAAAAGGUCCUUCCAAAAUCCCAAGCAGGAAGGCGAAGUUGGUUGUACCGGGUGUUCUGCGCGGGUGGGGUGUCAAAGGAAGAUCCAUAUAAUCCUGAGGACAACAAGGAUCAUGCUGUCAUGAGUUUCUGCAAACACAAACUCGCCCGACUUCUCUCCAUCCCUGCAAUCAAGGCUCUUGUGGUGAUGGUGUUCCUGGCGUACUUGGCAAUGGCAGCAUGGGGAGUGACGAAGACUCGAGAGGGUCUGGAAAGGAAACGACUCUCCCUCGACGAUUCUUAUUCCGUCGCCUUCUACGAAAAGGAAGAGACCUACUUCCGGGAAUUCUCCUAUCGAGUUCAGGUGGUGUUCUCGGGUGACAUCAUGUACUCGGACAAUGCGACCCAAGAAGCAAUCGAGGAAGUAAUGACCCGCAUGGAGGCUCUGGAGUUCGUCGGCGACCCCUUAUUCACAUUCUCCUGGCUCCGCUCCUUCCUCCAGUUCGUGCGGAACAACCAGGAGUACAUCGAGAUGGACAUCUCCACCGAGGAAGCCUUCAUCGCCACCCUCAAAGAGGUUGCGUUUUUCCUGACUGGCGAAGCGAAUCCAUACGCUCUGGACGUGAAACUCAACGAGGCCGAGGAUCGAAUUAUAGCAGCACGCUUCAUCAUUCAGGCUGGAAAUAUGGGGGAGUCGACAAAUGAUGAUCGCAUUCUCAUGGAACAACUGAGGGAUAUCAUCGACUCCAGUCCCUUCAACAUCUCUGCCUAUCAGCAUUUCUUUGUCUUUUUUGACCAAUUCAUUGAGGUGCGGCCGACAGCCAUCAAAGCAAUCACGACGGCCGCGAUCAUCAUGAUGGUCGUGUCGCUAAUCUUCAUCCCUCAUCCCAUGUGUUCCCUAUGGGUUGCCUUCUCCAUCAUCUCCAUCGAGACCGGGGUCGUCGGCUACAUGGCGCUCUGGAAUGUGAAUUUGGACUCCAUCUCGAUGAUCAACCUCAUCAUGUGCAUCGGGUUCUCGGUGGACUUCUCGGCUCACAUCUCGUACGCUUUCAUGUCGGCCAAGGAACAGGACACGAAUAAACGAGUCGCCGAGGCUCUUCAUCAUCUUGGAAUGCCAAUCCUUCAGGGUUCUAUCUCCACGAUUCUGGGAAUUUUGGCUCUCACUUUCGCCCAUUCAUACAUCUUUGUCACCUUCUUCAAACUCGUCUUCAUGGUGAUGUUCUUUGGAGCCGUGCAUGGACUCUUCCUCCUACCGGUCCUUUUGUCCUUGGUCGGGCGAGGAACAUGCAGACGAGACAGGCCAAAGAUGGAAGUCGACAAUCCAUAUAUGAAGGCGCUGCCACCGGGUAUCAUGGCUAUCACUUCUUACAUCCCACCGGGCACAACAUUACAUCGCUCGGAAGUGGUCCUCAAACCAGCGUCAUUGGACCAUAAGGCCAACUUCUUGCCCAAAAGGUUGUAUAGCGACAAUCUGGAGAAGGACAUGGGUUUGGGCACAUCGGGUGAAGACUCGAGUGAGGGAAGCCUGAGCAAGAGCAACGGGCGAGUGUACACACCCACCCGUCGCUACACUUUCUCCAGCCCUCCCCGUCGCCAGCCUCCAGUCUCCGAAAUGUACGAUUCCGGGAACGUGAGCGAUGAGGACUACGACCGCUAUGUAUCCCGAUCGAGGAGGAAGUUGAACGACAAACAGGGUCGCAUCAAGGCUUACCACCACAAUCGUGGCUUCGUCUCCGACCAGGAGCACUCUCGCUUAUGACCAAAACUCUGAUCGCACAGUUCUCCCAAGAAUUUUUGCUCAGUCUCUUCGUUUGCCUGCGAAUGGGUGGACUCAUCACGUGUGGUUGCAAACUCAUCGGUCCGCUUGCCAAAGCCAGUUGUCAAUGCCUGCAUGGUGCCAAGUCAGAGCAUAUCAUUCCUCACGUCACCAAACAAUUUCCAUCAUUCCGAUUCGUGUGAUCUUCACAGCAGGUCCUAACACAUCCUCCCAGUGAACAUCCCUGAAACUAUUUUUAUGUUGGUAUAGAAGCUGUUUUUGUUUUCAUCGGACUUUAAUCACAUUCCAGGAUUCUGUGCCUUGUCUGUUGAGGUAAAAUUUCUUUUUGAGUGUUGCCGAUUAACAAUGGGGACAUCAUUCGCGAAUCGCCGUUGCGAAUGAUUUUUUGUAUUUAUUUCUGACCUGAGACGGGGAGUGGAGGAUUCAUGGAUUUAUGUUACCUUGUCUCAUGACGUUUGUGGUUUUUUUUUGUAUUUUUCUCUCUUGAUGGUGUGAGCCAAGCCAGGCGGAGCUGUAUACCAUAUCUAGUCCAGCUGACUUCGUGCAGUGUAUCUUUCGUCCAUGUUCAGCAGGAUCUUUACCGUGCCAUUUGCUUGCGUUCGCUUGGAUGAUGGCGAGCCGAUCCACAAUGAGGGAUGGAUUCCGAUUUCCAAUACGUUUAUUUUGAAAAACGAAAAAGAUAAUGGAAAAGAAAUAAAAACAAAUUUUCUAUUCCUA
This is a messenger RNA of Darwinula stevensoni, 4011 nucleotides long. The record is from the annotation of a GenBank genome assembly. Lineage: Eukaryota; Metazoa; Arthropoda; Ostracoda; Podocopida; Darwinulidae.